Messenger RNA from Dentiscutata erythropus, 350 nucleotides. NCBI's taxonomy places the organism in Eukaryota, Fungi, Glomeromycota, Glomeromycetes, Diversisporales, Gigasporaceae. The record is from the annotation of a GenBank genome assembly.
AAAGAAAUAAGGGAAAUAAGGAAAAGAAUGCCAUUGACAAUUUAUAUAAUUGUUAGUGCUGUCAGUGCAGCAUUUUUAUUUGGUUCAGGAACUUUACUUUAUAUCUUUCAAACUGAACUGCUUUAUCCAAUUGGAUAUCGUAAAAAAUCUAGACAAUUACCUACACAAGAAGGAAUUCCAUUCACAGAAGAAACAUUAAUUACCAAGGAUAAUUUCAAAAUUAAGGCUUAUUUUUGCAAACGCUCUACUGAUGAAGAGGCUUCUCAAAGACCAACGAUUUUAGCCUUGCCUGGAAACCGUGGAAAUAUAGUUCAAUAUGGACAUAGUGAAGGUAGCCCAUCUGAAAAGAG